UGCCUUGGGUGGCAUCAGCCUUGUUAGAGGAUACAACCAUGUUCAAUGCAGGCACUGUAAAAUUAAGCAAAUUACUCCAAUUUUUUUUUUCUUUUUUAAAUUCUUGGUCGAAGGGGAUCUCAUUCCCAGGCACCAGCAGGUGUUCAGCACCAACCAGUUCUUCAGUGGGGUAAGAAUUCCAGACCCAGAGAUCAUGGAACCAUUGGAAGUGAAAUUCCCCAAUAUUCCAUACUCUGCACUGGCUCUCAUGAAGGGCUGCCUUCGGAUGGACCCUGCGGAGAGGCAGAGCUGUGAGCAGCUGCUGCAGCAGCCCUACUUUGACAGCCUGAGGGAGGCAGCAGAGCCGGGCAGAGAGCACCCGAGGGGCUCACAGAAAGCAGCCAGGCUGCCUCGGAAGCACCUGCCGGGGUUACAGCACCUGCCUCAGCUGGCCUGCAGCAAAGUUCUCCCAGCUUUGGACAGCAAGAAGAACUGCUGCAAGACAAGGAAACCAAAGUACCACUUCCCAAACAUCUGACCAGGUGGCACAGCAAAACUCAGUUGGUCGAAGUCACCCAGGAUUUAUAAAAGGAGGAUACAGAGUGGAAAACUAAAUUACAAAAAUUCUGGCAUGUACAGAGAGAUCUGCCUCUACUCUGGGUCACUGAUGGAGAGGAAGUGAUGCAGAAACAGCUCCAAGCUCCUCUUAGUGCUCUGUGUACAAAGGCAAAUGCAUUCUGCUUUCAUUCCUGACUGCCUCCUGGUGCAGGGUUACCCAGCCCAGUGCUCACAGUAUGAAAUUUAAAUCUCUGGCCUUGCAUUUCAGACUUGGCAGGAGAAUUCUGCCUUGCCAAAUCCACCAGUCCCU
Zonotrichia albicollis (white-throated sparrow) is the source of this 847-nucleotide messenger RNA. The record is from RefSeq and is a predicted model, not a curated record. Lineage: Eukaryota; Metazoa; Chordata; Aves; Passeriformes; Passerellidae.